AUGACAUCCAACUUCAAAUCAAUCCCAGUCAUCGACCUAUCCCUCGCCAACUCGCCCUUAACCCGACCUAAGCUUCUCCAAGAACUCCACCACGCCCUCACGUGCAUUGGGUUUCUGUAUAUCACGAAUCACGAUGUUCCACAAGACGUAAUUUCAGACCUGAAAGAUGCUCUCCCUAAACUUUUUGCCCUCGAUCCGGCGGUAAAGGAAGAAGUGGCUUUACACAACUCCCCUCACUUUUUGGGAUACAGCCAACGUGCGGGUCUUCCUCUUUAUGAAAGGUUGAAAGGACCCAACCAGUGGCCGUCACAAGACCUCUCUCUUCGGAGCGUCAUCGAGAGAUAUAUUUACGAAUUAACAAACCUCAGCGAGCGUUUCUUACGCUUGGUCGCCGAGGCACUCUCCCUGGACUCCAAGACUCUAUUCUCAUUACUCUCAGAACAGCACCGUCUCAAGCUAGUUCAUUAUCCCGCCUCAGAUCCUGGUUCCGAUUCUAAUAUCCAAGGCGUGGGUCCUCACAAAGAUUCCUCUGGGUGGUGGACGUUUCUUCUCCAAGCAUCGCCCCCAACCGUGAAGGGCUUACAGGCUCUCAACAAGAGAGGGCAAGCUUUCGAGGUGGUUACUCACGGUGUGUGUAAGGCGACGACGCAUCGUGUGUUGUCAGGUCCGUCGGAGAGGUAUAGUGUGCCCUUUUUCCAGGGUGUUCGGGGGAGUCUGACAAAGGAGGAGGCGGUUGGAACUCUAAGGGAUCAUUUUGCUGUGCAAAAUAUGGCGUUGGAGGCAUCCGAGGGUGCGAGUGUUGACUCGGCCUUUUUGAGGGGCAGGUAUGAUACUUGGGGGGAGUCGCAAUUGAGGACAAAGAUUCGGAGCCAUCGUGAUGUAGGGCGUGUCUUUUAUGCAGAUGUUUUUCAUGAUUAUGUCAAUGACGAUAGCUGA
Molecule: messenger RNA, 936 nt
Organism: Penicillium roqueforti
Lineage: Eukaryota; Fungi; Ascomycota; Eurotiomycetes; Eurotiales; Aspergillaceae
Exons: 4
Coding region: 1-936 (311 amino acids)
Molecular function (GO): dioxygenase activity
Source: RefSeq, a predicted model, not a curated record